CAGCCAUUUUCACGGAGAUCCUCUGCUGUCCAAAUUCCUUUCUCCGAUUUCAGUCUCGAAUUUCACACCAUUGUCAAAUUCGGUUGCGUUGAUUCUUCUUCUAUGGAUUCCGUGGCGAAGUCGGGAACUACGGCGGCGACACCGAAGGGCGCCGGCGGGAGACGCGGAGGCGAUCGGAAGAAGGCGGUUUCCAAGUCGGCGAGGGCCGGGCUCCAGUUCCCCGUCGGCCGCGUUUUCCGGUUCUUGAAGAAAGGCCGGUACGCUCAGAGGUACGGAGCCGGAGCGCCGAUCUACCUCGCUGCUGUUCUCGAGUAUCUCGCCGCCGAGGUGCUGGAACUAGCUGGGAAUGCGGCGAUGGACAACAAGAAGAACAGGAUAAACCCGAGGCACCUUCUUUUGGCGGUGAGGAACGACGAGGAGCUGGGGAAGCUGCUGCAGGGAGUCACCAUUGCUAGUGGAGGUGUUCUGCCCAAUAUCAACCCAGUGCUCUUGCCCAAGAAGAAGAUCUCUGAAACAUCAUCUGCAUCCGAACCCAAUUCCCCAAAGAAGAAGGGCGCUUCAACCUGAAUGAGCCCCAACUCAGACUAGACUUAUUAGAUUCGUUUCCGUGUAAUUGAAUAUGGUUUGUAGUUGUCAAUUGUCAGCCAUGGCAGCAGUAGUUUUUAGUGCUUAGAGAAAGGUCCCUGUUGAUUGUCCUUAUCUUCACUGGAUUUUAAUUUCUAUAUAUUUUAGUUUCAUAUUAGUUUGUAGUUAUCUGACCAAAAGUUCAUGGUGGGAAAAUAAUCAUCUUUCCUUGCUGAGUUCG
Messenger RNA from Linum tenue, 805 nucleotides. The record is from the annotation of a GenBank genome assembly. Lineage: Eukaryota; Viridiplantae; Streptophyta; Magnoliopsida; Malpighiales; Linaceae.